UGGAGCUGCUAAAUGUGUCACUGGGGCAAAAGAGCUCACCUGACAUUUUUGGACAAUUUCAGCUGGAGAGGACUAGCUUCUAGUAUUUCAUGCUUAAGAGGGGAAAAAAAGGAGCGAACUCUUUGGUUAAGGAGUUGCUAAAAGAAAAAUGUGAGCCAAAUAAAGAACCUGUGAAGUAAUUUGGAAAGAGAACAGAAUUCAUCCUGCUGGUGGAAAAGAACUCAUAACUAUACAUCGAAUGCAUGUGCAAGUACAGGUGAAGGACCCAAACUGAAAGGGAGUGAAUGGGACUUUUCUGAAAAAAGGAUAAAGAGGCAAAGGGCCAAAUGGGAGUAAAGGGGCGUUUCAGGAAAAAGAGAGAAGCAUUGAAAGGCCUGGUCCCAAGAAAGGGGAGGCUCUAAAGGGGGCUGCCUGGCAGAGAAGUCGUCUCUCUUCUCAGCUCAGCCUUGCAAAAGACACUGGGUCUGCCAAGACCAAGGCAUCUACCAUGGAUCUUUGGUGCUUCCAGGGGAACAUUCCGUUGGCUUACAAUUGCUCCUUGAGCAACACCACCCUGGAAAACCAGACCUCACAAACCAACCAAACUUCCUUUGUGAAGCGGAAUGAGGACAUUGCCAAGAUAGAGGUGGCGGUGCUCUGCCUCAUCUUUUUCCUUGCCCUGAUGGGAAACUUAUGUGUCCUGCUGGCUAUCUCUACAACCCGUCACAAACAUUCCCGCAUGUACUUCUUUAUGAAGCAUCUGAGCAUCGCUGACUUGGUGGUGGCGAUCUUCCAGGUCUUACCUCAGCUCAUUUGGGACAUCACCUUCAAGUUCAAAGGGCCAGAUUAUCUCUGUAGGUUGAUCAAAUAUCUGCAAGUGGUGGGAAUGUUUGCUUCCACUUACAUGCUCUUGCUGAUGUCGCUGGAUCGGUGUUUGGCCAUCUGUCAGCCCUUGAGGUCUUUACAUCGGAGGUCUGAUCGGUUGUCUGUCCUCCUCACAUGGGUAGUGUGCCUCCUGUUCAGCAUCCCGCAGCUCCAGAUAUUUUCUAUGAGGAAUGUGGAUCAUGGGGGGAUGGAUUGCUGGGCAACAUUCAUUCAGCCUUGGGGUCCUAAAGCCUAUGUCACCUGGAUGACCUUGACUGUCUACAUCAUCCCAGUGAUUGUGCUAAGUGUCUGUUAUGGCUUGAUCAGCUUCAAAAUCUGGCAAAAUGUGAAGCUAAAAACCAUCCAUGAAACAAGCAUGAGUCUAACCUCUAGUAAUUCCCAUGGAGGCACACUUUCCAGGGUGAGCAGUAUCAAACUCAUUUCCAAAGCCAAGAUCCGGACAGUCAAAAUGACCUUCAUUAUUGUCUUAGCCUUCAUUAUGUGCUGGACUCCUUUUUUUAUUGUGCAGAUGUGGCUUGUAUGGGAUGAAAAUGCUCCAAAAGAAGCAUUGCCGUUCAUAAUCACCACGCUCCUAGCAAGUCUGAACAGCUGUUGCAACCCCUGGAUCUACAUGCUUUUCACAGGCCAUCUUUUCCAUGACCUCUUGCACCGGUUCCUUUGUUGUUCAUCACAGUACUUAAAAGCUCGGCAAGGAUGUGAUCUGAGCAUCAGCAAGAAAAGCAACUCAUCCACAUUUGUUCUGAGUCUCAAAAGCUCCAGUCAAAGGAGUUUUACCCAGCCAUCCACAGCAUGAGCUACAGAGAUCCAGCUGUCUACAGACUGUACUAAAAUGUUUGGCUAGAAUGGCUUUGGUGUAUGCCUACUUAAGAAAAUGAGGCAAAGCUAUAUGGGUGCAUGUGAGUCUGGGUGUAAAUACAUAAUAUACUGUAUGUGUAAAAAUGAGUAUAUGUACAUGUGCAGGGUAUUUGUUUAUUGAUACACAAGGUAAUAGAAAGCUGGCUAUAGUCUAAGUCAGGAUAAGUAAUUUGGAGCCUUCAAGAUGUUUGAAGUUUUACUCCUGUCUGGCCCAGGCAGACAAAUUAGUAAUUCAAAAUAUUUGGAGAGCACUAGGUUUUCUACCUUUGAACUAAAUAAUAGUUCCCAUGCAAAACAUCCAAGGUUCUACCAUUAUGUUUAUUAAGGUGAUGGGUUCCACAGUUGAACAAAACUUACAAACUGAGCAACAGACUACACUUGCAAAGGACAGGAAUAAGAAGAAAAGACUGUCUUCUAUUGUAAAGGCAGUAGAGCACACAUCAGAUCAAUAUGGUGGAGCCUUCUUAGCCAAGCUACACAUGGAGCAGAAUAACACUGUCAGUUUUCCUUGGACUCCCUGUUCAAACCACAAGGAGCAAUUCAACUCUUUAAACACCCCAUCAUUACAUGAACUUGCAGUUAUGUUAUGACUAGUCAUAGAGAAAGAUUAGGGGAGCCCAACAUAAUACCAGAAACUGUAUUUGAGGAGGAAGCAAUAACCCCUGAAACUAAAAUGGACUUUUAUAGAUACUCCUUUUUUUUUCUAGUGGCAUCAUUCAAAAUUUUCACCAACAUUCCGUUGUGAAAUGUCAGCUCCUCAAGGCUGUCGGUAUAACUUGUGUGUCACUCUGUUGGCAAAUAUAACACAGCAAAGUUUAUAGAGAAUGUAGACGGCGCCUUUGUGAGAAGAACACCAGCUAAUCCACCGUUUCUGAGC
Molecule: messenger RNA, 2596 nt
Organism: Candoia aspera
Lineage: Eukaryota; Metazoa; Chordata; Lepidosauria; Squamata; Candoiidae
Gene: OXTR
Product: oxytocin receptor
Exons: 3
Coding region: 488-1657 (389 amino acids)
Biological process (GO): female pregnancy; maternal process involved in parturition; cellular response to hormone stimulus
Cellular component (GO): plasma membrane
Molecular function (GO): peptide binding; vasopressin receptor activity; oxytocin receptor activity
Source: RefSeq, a predicted model, not a curated record